Molecule: messenger RNA, 1037 nt
Organism: Tupaia belangeri chinensis (Chinese tree shrew)
Lineage: Eukaryota; Metazoa; Chordata; Mammalia; Scandentia; Tupaiidae
Gene: PRSS55
Product: serine protease 55
Exons: 5
Coding region: 78-1037 (319 amino acids)
Biological process (GO): proteolysis
Molecular function (GO): serine-type endopeptidase activity
Source: RefSeq, a predicted model, not a curated record
AGGGAGGUGUGCCUGGUCGUCAUCCCCCUCAGCCCUGGCCUCCAUAGCCUCCCAGGCCCACAGCACCGCCAAGGGCCAUGCUCCUGUUAUCUGUUUUGCUGCUUGUUUCUCAAGCCAUGGGAGCAGAUGUCGGAUGCGGUGAGAGACCCAUUUUCGAGGGAAGAACUCGGUAUUCCAGAAUCACAGGGGGGAUGGAGGCUGAGGUGGGUGAGUUUCCAUGGCAGGUGAGUAUUCAGGCGAGAAAUGAACAUUUCUGUGGCGGCACCAUCCUCAACAAGUGGUGGAUUCUCACUGCUGCUCACUGCUUGUACUCUGAGGAGCUAUCUCCAAGAGAUCUGAGCAUUGUGAUGGGGACCAAUGACUUAACCAGUUCAUCCAUGGAAAUAAAGGAUGUCACCAGCAUAAUUUUUCACAAGACCUUUAAAAGAGUCAACAUGGACAACGACAUUGCCUUGCUGCUGGUGGGGUCUCCAAUCACAUUCAGUGACCUGAUACUGCCCAUCUGCCUACCCACACAGCCCAUCCCUUCCAAGUGGCAUGAAUGCUGGAUUGCAGGAUGGGGAAAGACCUAUGCUGGUGACAAAGACUCCAUGAAAACUGAUCUGAUGAAAGCACCAAUGGUUAUAACAGAUUGGAAGGAAUGUUCAAUGUUGUUUCCAAAACUUACCAAAAAUAUGAUGUGUGCUGGAUAUAAGAAUGAGAGCUAUGAUGCCUGUCAGGGUGACAGUGGGGGACCUCUAAUCUGCACCCCAGAACCUGGCAAGAAGUGGUACCAGGUAGGCAUUAUCAGCUGGGGAAAGAGCUGUGGACAGAGGAACAUUCCAGGAAUCUACACCUUGGUAGAGAACUAUGACCACUGGAUCAAGGAUGUGACCCACCUGGAGGGAAGGCCCUUUGAUGCCAAGGAAAUGCAGACCCCUUCUGGACAGAAACCCAGGCACUCCUGGGCCUCAGAAUUCCCAGGGCCAGGCAACCCCAGGCACUGGUUCCUGCUCUGCCUCUUGUCUUAUGUGUUGUUCAGAGUUAUUUUUUACUAA